UGUGAAAAAAUAUAUUACCCGCAUAAAGAAAUUUAAGUAGCUUUUUAAACUUUUCAUCUUUCAGACUUAAACAUUUCAUCAUUCUCUGCUGUCAUCUCAUCUCCAUCAUUUUCAUCGCUGUAGCGACUUUUGACACACAUUACAUCAAGCACCCCACCUGUCCACGUGUGACGGGUAAUUAACUCAUUGUCGUCAACUAUCUGCGAGCAGUUUUGGAAGCAUCGUCGUCCACUUCACCGUGUCUUUCACCAUGGAUACCGACAAUGGCACGACAAUCGCAGACACUUCUCUCACUGGUCCAAACAUCACUCGACUCUUUCUUGAGGCGGCCAGCAACCUAUCCUCCAACUACAGUCUUGAUACCAACGACACCAUGCUCUUGGAAAUUCUCGUGAGCACGGACUCCACGUAUACCACUAGCAUGUGGACAGCACUUCUUUCUACUGACCUGCAGCUGGUGUCAGCGAGUGACACUACAAGUUCUGUUCCUACCAACGCCAGUAUUUCCAGUCCCGUGACCCCCAGUUCACCACAUAGCACAAUGCUGUCGUCUGCUAGCGAAUUAGAACAGUCGUCUUCUAGGAGUGACCACGUGCAGGAGUCGCUUCACACCAUCAUGGAAUCUUUUGGAGCAUCCAGUUCGCCAGGCGGAGAAACCAGCGAAACGUCUUCAUCUACCUUUGCGGAAUCUGGCCUGUCAGUCUCUCUUUCAUCUUUCAGUCCCCUUGCAUCAACGAUGACGAUAGGACUUUCGAUGAGCGACAUUGUCGCACCAGAUGGCAAGGAGACUUCCUACGUGGCUCUAGAAAGUAAGGAAACAUUGAGCUUACCUCUGCAGGCAACUGUCACUAGAUCGUAUUCAAGUUCUGGUCUUGAAGGAUAUUUAAUUCAAGCUACUUCCACUUUGCCUCAUAACUACACGACGAGUGUACUCACUGAAAAAAGUCCGAGUCCUGAACUCGGAGAAACGGUCUUUCAGUUUUCUUCUCUAAGUUCCACGGCAUCCAUGCCCCUGGAAUACAGUCGUGGUGUCAGUACUGCAGCUGGCUUCAGCCAAGACCACUUCUCUUCAGAAGUGUCUCAAAAGUAUGUUUUACUGAGUUCACCCCAAGACACCCUUGCUCAAGAAUUCCAGAAGACUCCUGCCCUGUCAGCUUCCAACGUGUUUCUUGAAGCUACAAGUUUUGACCUAGAACUUAUGUUGAUGCCGAGUUCUUCGAGUAGUCCCCUUGCAAGCACCGGAGGUAUACUUGGGAUUGUUUCAAGUGCAUCUCGCGGGACAACUCUGGAACUGAAGUCUGAAGCCAUGUCGAGCAUGUUGCUUCAACGAGAACUGAGUCUGUCGUCGAUAACUCAUUCAGGCGCGUCGACAGAAGUCUUAUUAAGUACAGGUGCACCAAGCAUGGCUCUCCAAUCUGCUUUCACGCAGGAGCUUGAAACCACUGUAAGAUCCAGUUUUGAAUGUUACAGCAGUUCCACCUACUUCUACUUUCUCUAUUGAAGGAGUUUCUAUGGAGGAACGCAAAGCUAGCUGGAGCAUUCAUUACAGUGUUAAUCCGAGUUUUACCGAUUCUUACAUGGCGGCUGAUUUCACAUCCUUCUCUCUGUCUUCAGUUGCUUCAAGUCUUGCUCCGGAGCUGAAAGAAACUUCAAGUCCCGCUGUCACUAGUGUACCUUCUGUAGUCACAUCAACAAUAGGCACUGUAAUCCCAUCAAGUGUAGCUCCAUCAACAGUCACAUCAAGUGAAAUGCCAUCAAGUGUACCUUUUGUAAUAACAUCAAUUGCGGGUUCUAUAAUCACAUCAAGUGUAUCUCCUGUACUCACAUCAAGUGAAUCUCUUGUGAUCACAUCAAGUGUAGUUUCUGCAAACACAUCAAGUGAAGCAUUCAGUUUUCCUCCUGUCAAAACAUUAAGUUCAGUUCCUGCUAUCACAUCAAGUGAAAUAUCAUCAAGUGUACCUCUUGGGAUUACAUCAAGUGCAUCUCUUACAACUGCAUUUAGUGUAAUGACAUCAAUUGCAAGUCCUGUGAGCACAUCAACUAUAUUUCCUGAAAGUCCAAAAACUUCAAGUGUAGUUGCU
Molecule: messenger RNA, 2081 nt
Organism: Pomacea canaliculata
Lineage: Eukaryota; Metazoa; Mollusca; Gastropoda; Architaenioglossa; Ampullariidae
Product: hyphal wall protein 2-like
Exons: 2
Coding region: 251-1501 (416 amino acids)
Source: RefSeq, a predicted model, not a curated record